Messenger RNA from Neocloeon triangulifer, 2414 nucleotides. Its product is annotated as zinc finger protein draculin-like. Gene Ontology annotation, biological process: regulation of transcription by RNA polymerase II. Lineage: Eukaryota; Metazoa; Arthropoda; Insecta; Ephemeroptera; Baetidae. Bases 149 to 2296 code for a protein of 715 amino acids. Gene Ontology annotation, molecular function: RNA polymerase II cis-regulatory region sequence-specific DNA binding; DNA-binding transcription factor activity. The record is from RefSeq and is a predicted model, not a curated record. The transcript has 11 exons.
CGCCACUCUGCACCAAUCAGCGCUCGAAUUUCGUAUCACGUGAUACCAAUAAGUGGGCUGGGCAUCUAAACAAAAACAAAAAGCCGCUGCAAAAAGCAGAGGAAAAUGAAGAAUUGAAAAUUCUCUUUGAUGAUCAGCAACGUUUAAAAUGCCACAGCAUCCAGAGGUAGCCAGCUCACUUUUGAGACUCUUCACAGAGCUGUUAUCAUUUUUCAAAGAUGUUGGAUAUCUGGGCACUUAUUCACUCACCUUUGCCCACGGCGACAACAUUUCCCAAGGGACAGGGUGGUACGAUGAUGUUUCAAAACAGAAAUUCCAUAGCAUUAUGCUGGACAUCAAGGUUCUCAUACAAGACUGGGAGCAAAGUUGUUUGGAAAAGGAAAUUCACAAACUUGUGAGCUCAAAAGAAACGUCUCCUGCACCUCCAGAAGACGAUUUUCACUUAGACGAUGACUUUGAAGAAGAGGAGAUUGAGAAAGAGAGCAAGGUGGAGACAACUCUGCUGAAGCAAGCAGUUUUUCCUGAAAUCUGCAAUAAGUUGGAAGAGUUCGAGGAAAAGCCUUCAAGAUUCGAAUGCGAGCAGUGCCAAAAGACGUUUACGACUAAAGCUCAUUUGCGGAGACACAUUCAAGCCCACUCAGGUCGUCGAAUGUUUCAAUGUGAUUUGUGUAGCAAAUGCUACGCAGCCAAACAAGGGUUGAUGGCGCACCUGUUGCGAGAGCACAAUUUAAGCACUGGAGAUUCGCAUUCCUGUGAUAUCUGUGGAAAAUCUUUUGCUUUUCGAGCAGCUCUGACAAAACACAAUCUCAGCCACGGAAACAACAAGCAUUUCUUCUGCAGCAUUUGCCACAAAGGCUUCACACAAAAGGUUCACAGAGACGCUCAUUUUGCUCUCCAUACUGGAGCAUUGCCAUUUACUUGCCCUCACUGCCAAAAGAAAUUCGCCCUCAUGUCCAAACUGAACAAACACAUAGUCAUUCACGAAGAGCCCAAAUUCGAGUGCAGUAUCUGUAAUAAAAAAUUUGCACGAAACUUCAGCCUCCAACAGCAUCUGAAGCUGCAUGAAAAUAAUAAACCGUUCAGUUGCAACACCUGCGGAAAGUCUUUCAUCACAAAAUAUAAAUUGGACAUCCACCAGCAGAACCAUAUCGUUGGUCUAAAACAUAUGUGCGACAUUUGUGGGUCGCAAUUCCGGCAGAGGACAACUUUAGUUUUGCACAUUCGGAGGCACACAAAGGAAGGUCUGCACACGUGCAACAUUUGCCAGAAAACAUAUGUGAAGCAGUAUGACCUGCAGAGGCACAUGCUCAGCCAUUCAUUUUCAAGAGACUUUUUGUGCGACGCCUGCGGCAAAGACUUCAAGAGCCCUUGGGACCUAAAAGAACAUAGACUUAAAGUUCAUCUCGGAUUUGAAACAGCUAAGAAAAAGAAGACUGGCAUGAAGCUAUACUCAUGCAAGUUUUGCCCGAAGCAAUUUAAAACAACCAGUAGACUUUCUACUCACAAACGACAACACUUAGAAGAACCAAGAUUUUGUUGUCAGACGUGUGGCAAACGAUUCCAUCGAUCGGAUGUGUACAAACAGCACCUAUUUCUUCAUACCGGGACCAGGCCUUAUCAUUGUGACAAAUGUGACAAAACGUUUGCCUCCAGUACAACCUUCAAGGCACACAUGUUGGUGCACAACACGAAUGCAGCUCUACUUGCUUGUGAUAUUUGCCAUAAAACAUACCGUCGUCGAAACUCUCUCAACGCUCACAUGAAAAAACAUUCAUCAAAUGAAACAGCCAGCUUCAGGUGCCAUAUCUGCCAAAUGCAGUUCGAAUCAAAGAUUAGUCUUGGCAGCCACCUGAAAGAUCAUGUUGAGGACAAACCGUUCCCUUGCUUACUAUGCAAUAAGAGGUACAAAACAAAAAAGCAUCUAAAAGAGCACUCGCGGAAAGCACACCAAGACGAGCCAGCAGUCAUCACAGCCCCCAUGCCUGAAAUCCAAGUCGAUCUUGGGCUGGAAGCAAAUUUCGAGACCGCUGCUUUUGGUCUCAGUCAGCAAAACCAGUUUGUUGGUGCUGAGGAAAUGCAGACCUUCAGCCCAAUUCAAGAUCUGGAAACCCUUCGCAUCCUUCAACAAUUGACUGAGGGUGAAGCUGCUCCUGCCAGUCCAAACCCGCCUCCCUCAAACGAGCAGAACUUCCUGCUGCAGUGCGUCGAAGAGACAAUUUUGGCCGACGCACCAAACUUGCUUGCGGAUCUAUCAAAUUCCCUUGCGACGUUGCCCACUGAUGGAAACUUAUUGUGAAAUUUAAAUGAUCUCAAGAGUGGGAAAGUUAAUGUAUUUAUUUUUUUUUCUCCUAGACAAAAUAAUACUUCCUUAAAUAAAAAAAACUGAUUUCUUGAUCAUUGUAUACAGCAGAUAA